GGUGGCUGUGGAGGGUCAGAUGAUCUGUGUUUGUCAGAGGAGGAGUUUCUUCUUCUUCUUCAGUUUCAGAGACAGAUGUCAGCGCCCUCUGCUUUUCAACUGCUCUUUCCCUCCUCCUCCUCCUCUUCAUCCUCCGCUUCCUCUCGUCCUCUGAGCAUCUCUGAUCACAUGAUCAGGAUCAGCUGUUACUACAACCUCUUCAGAAACAUCAGCUCCUGGAGUGACGGAGAUUCGUCCAAUCAGGAUUCAGCUGUGACUUCCCUGGGCGGAGCUGCAGGUAAAGGUCGCUGCGUCGACCCACACCUCCGACAAAUCUACACCGACCCCCCCCUCACCCUGACUCCACCCUUCAGCCCCAGGGUCAAGGAGUACUGUGCCGAGGUGACCUUUGACACAGUGACGGUUCGAAUCAGACCGAUGCCCGUCAGCUCAUCCUGCACGGUCCACCUGGACGAGCACCGAGGACCGAGGAUGGCGAACUACCCUGUUGGCCUCGGCAACAGCAGGAUCAGCAUCCUGGUGACGGACGACGCUGAGACAGAGCCUGUCGUCAUGGCGAUCUACACCGUCCAUGUGUUCCGUGAGAACCGACCCAGUCUGCCCAUGUUCACAGAUCAUGUAAUGUGCAGCUUCGUCCAGGUGAGUCGGCCACUCUCCUAUUAUCCAUAUCCUGCUGCGCUGUGGAGGAUGUGAUGUCAGAUCUGCGUCUCACUGUUGAGGAG
Messenger RNA from Paralichthys olivaceus (Japanese flounder), 722 nucleotides. Lineage: Eukaryota; Metazoa; Chordata; Actinopteri; Pleuronectiformes; Paralichthyidae. The record is from RefSeq and is a predicted model, not a curated record.